Messenger RNA from Temnothorax curvispinosus, 4260 nucleotides. Its product is annotated as laccase-like. NCBI's taxonomy places the organism in Eukaryota, Metazoa, Arthropoda, Insecta, Hymenoptera, Formicidae. Gene Ontology annotation, biological process: iron ion transport. Gene Ontology annotation, cellular component: plasma membrane. Gene Ontology annotation, molecular function: copper ion binding; oxidoreductase activity. The record is from RefSeq and is a predicted model, not a curated record. Bases 1041 to 3215 code for a protein of 724 amino acids. The transcript has 11 exons.
UAGAUUUCUGUUCUUUAGUCUUUUUGACGUGCCAGGGUCGAUGUUUACGAUCUUAAUUAUAUAGAUUAUCUUCAAUCUUUGAUUGAGGAUUAUCAUAAUUGACUACAGUUUUCUGUACACAGAUUAUUAGUCGGUUACUCAUAUUAUCGGAUUCAUAUUUCUUUUUUACCACGAAAACAAAAGAUUUCGAGGAUAAAAAAUUCACAGAAGUAUAUCACGAAAUGGAGAGAGACUGCGUCAUCCUUUUUGUUUACCCAUUUUUUUUACAGGAUUUAAUCCGAUUAGCAAGUAGAUAUUUCAAGUUCGUAAAAAGACCUCUCAUCAAUCAUAUGCAAAAACACGUCGCGGUUAAAAAUAUAUAUGAAUACUUGCACCUCUCAUUUUUCACCUCUCGUUUGCGAUUACACAAGCUGCUCGGUUCGCAUCGUAAGUAAUUAUGGUGUAAUAUUGCGUCAUUAAUUAAUUGAGACAUACGCUUGCGUAUUUCGGAGCAAUCGCGCAUACGUUUACCUGCGUACGAUCGCGAAACACGCGCUUAGUUUUUGCGAUUCGCGAAAACAAUAUAUGCGACGUGUGACAAUUGAUAACAUACGUCGAUCCGUUUCAUUCUAGACGCGAUAAAUCCUAACGUGUAUAUGUGUGUAUGUGUUUUAUGUUUAUGUAUGGUGAUGUAGUAAAUUAAUCCUAGGAACUCAUUCUCGAUUAAUUCAUUACAUUGACAAGAAUGGAAUUCAUUAUAGAAGAUAAUAUCGAUAAAACACGUGAUUUUAACGUGCGCAAUAAGACGUGAGAAUAUAUACCUGAUACGCUUUAUGUGUCCGAGGAAAGAUAUAUGCUUUACAUGCACCUUGAAUAAAACGAUAUAGCAAUAUCGUGCACUAAUGAAUUGUAAUAUUGAAUUGCAGAACUAACAAAACUGGAUAAUAUUCAAGAAUACAUAAAUGUCCUCUGCGAGGAAUAUUCUGGAAUCUUUAAAGGAGGGAAGAGGAGGACCCUGAAAUGAUUGAAAUUAUGCCGAUAUUACAUACGUGCGAAUUGAGAUGGCAAGAUCGAGAAUGACAAUCUGGAACGUGCUGCUCUUACUGCUUCAGUUAGUUGUUUAUAAAAGUCGAUCAGAAAUGGUAAUAACGGCGGACGAUGACUUUGGUCUGGCACCCAUUGAUCCCGAAAUUGCCGAUGUCGUUGACUGGAAGCGUCACGCAUGUCGACGAACAUGUGAGGAUGAUGCGGCGCCUUUGGACUGCUAUUAUACCUUCAAGCUGGAGUCUUAUCAUACAAUGAGCAAGGCGUGUUACGACUGCCCCUUCAAUAUUACAGACUGUUUUCGGCCUCAUUGCGUCCCGGCGGACGGCAUGAAGCGAUCACUCAUGGUCGUGAACCGGCAAAUGCCAGGCCCGCCGAUCGAGGUGUGCCAAGGAGACAGGAUAAUAGUUGAUAUGAUGAAUUUAUUGCACGCGGAAAGCACGACGAUGCAUUGGCACGGCCAGCAUCAUCUCACCACGCCGUACAUGGACGGUGUACCCUACGUAUCGCAAUGCCCUAUCCAUCCUGGAGCGACCUUCCGAUACAAUUACAUCGCCACCGAAGCCGGCACGCACUUCUGGCACUCUCACAUAGGAUUUCAAAGAGGUGACGGUGUGUUUGGCCCGUUGAUCGUUCGUGUACCUCCUAAAAUAGACUGGCACAAGGAUCUGUAUGACUACGAUGAGUAUACGCUAGUAGUCGCUGAUUGGAUUCAUGAACUAAGUGUCGCCAAGUUUCUAUCACAUUACCAUGCGGAUGGUCAUAAUAAAGCGCCGAACUUACUCAUAAACGGUCUGGGCCGUUUUAUUCAGGAUGAAAAUGAAACUCUGACCGAUAUGCCUAUUACGACGUUCCUCGUAAAACCGAAUUUCCGAUACAGAUUCAGACUUAUUAAUGCAGAAUUCCUGAAUUGCCCUAUAGAAGUUUCUGUCGACAACCAUACUUUGUACGUAGUCAGUUCAGACGGGCGCGAUGUCGAACCGGUGCAAGCCGAAUCAUUGGUAAGUUACGCCGGUGAAAGGUUCGAUUUUAUAAUUGAGAUGGACCAACCGGUGGACAAUUACUGGAUGAGAUUUCGAGGACUGAUGGAUUGCGACGACAGAUUUUUGAGUGCCUAUCAAGUCGCAAUAUUGCGAUACGAAGGCGCACCUGAGGAAGAACCGCUGUUAGAAGUUUCGUACAAUCGUACAAGAAAUGAUACCUAUGGACUACAAGUAAACGCUCUAAAUGAAGGAACUGAAUCGAAUAACAGCAUCAGUAUGCCAAUGUUGAAUGCGACGGACAACGAUGACGCUUCAAACACCAGAGAACCUGAUUAUCAAUUUUACAUAUCGUACGAUUUUUACGGGAAGGAUAAUCCGCAAUUUCACCGCAAAAAUUUGUAUGGCUUCAAUCAAGUGGAACAACAAGUGCUCACACCGCAAUUGAACCACAUAUCAAUGAAGUUACCACCGUUUCCUCUCCUAUCUGAAAGACACCUUAUUAAACCGGAUCAGUUUUGCAACUCCAGUACGGUUGAGGAAUGCGAGAGUGAUUAUUGCGCUUGCACUCACGUGCUUCAAGUUGAGACCAACAGCGUAGUGGAACUAAUUCUGGUCGACGAAGGUGUUGCCUUCGAUGCGAAUCAUCCGUUUCACCUUCACGGUUAUCAGUUCCGCGUGGUGGCUAUGGAAAAGAUAGGAUCUAAUACUACUGUCGCUGAAGUGAGAGAACUAGAUAAUCAAGGUUUGAUACACAGAAAACUCAAACGAGCACCUCUGAAGGACACAGUAACCGUGCCUGACGGUGGUUAUACUAUUGUACGAUUUUACGCCAAUAAUCCAGGAUAUUGGUUAUUCCAUUGUCACAUCGAGUUUCACGCGGAGAUAGGAAUGUCGCUGAUCUUCAAGGUGGGCGAAAACAAGGAGUUGCCACCUGUGCCUAAUAAUUUUCCUAAAUGCGGGGACUGGAAACCGCCGGUUGAUGACAAUGAGGACAAGUCCGAGACUACUCAAAUUUCGUCGACCGAAGAAAUGCAAAUGUCAGGAUACGACAAGCGUAUCGCGGAUAUGAUAAAGCAAUUCGCGAUGUAUCUGACAUAUUUUGACCAACUCUUGAAAGUACAGACAUCCUCGGCAUCAAGUUCGAGUGUAACGUUACUGCUUUUUAUCGUUUGUCUUUUGAGUUCUGUGAUUCGCGUGCAAACAUUUUAAGACAUACAUCUACGUAAAUAGCCCUAAAGUGCUAAAGUCACAUUAUGGAAAAGCUUUACAGCAGAUUUACUCCGAUAUGAUCACAAAUUUGUUGGCAAGCGUUUCCUUUUCUUUCGCCUUAUUUCGAAUAAAUGUGACAAUCAUUGCACGUAAUGUAUAAAAACGUGAUCAUAAAUUAAAAUAAUCAUGUGCCAAUACAAUAGACGAACGUUUAGUCAUAACUAUUACGAAGUAUUAAUAUUUAUAGAAAGCAUUCGUCCACAUUUUUAUUUUCGUUGGUCAGAUAAGUGCAACCACACACGCAAAGCCGAUUUUAGACGAAAUGAUAGAAAUUUUUUUAAUAUACUUCGUGAUAUUGCGUAUUUAUCUCUGACGAGCGAGCGGACGUUAUGUUAAACAAGUGAUUUACAUUUCUGUGAUAUAAAAAUAGAUUACGAUUAUUCUAUAAUUGCCAGAUUAUCAAUUACGCUAUCCGAUAAUGUAGACGCGGUGUUAUUCUAACUUAACUUUUAUUAAUUUCAAUAACGAAUCGAUUUUAGUUAUAUAGCGGAAUCGAUAUAUCCUCCGCAAGGAAAAUGUCAGGUGGUAAUAAUAUACUAUUCGUGAUUCAGAAAAGAACUUGCAAAUUGGAAGAAAGAAAUAGACAAUAAAAUUAUCAGUUUCAGAUGAUUUUUCUUGAACAGAAUUAGAAGCUACUUAUAAAAAUAUAUAAUGUUGAUACCGCUAUACAUUUUCUUUAAGAAAAAGUUGAUCAAACUUCUAAUAAUAGACCAAAGAAUCUUUUAUUAAUUAAUAACAGACUAAUAUAUUUUAAAUCUUAUCUAAAUAUAAUCCUAUAAAAACGGGACCAUCUUGACAGAUACCUGACUGUAAUUAUUACAACCACAUAUUGUACAUAUAGCGUUUAAUCUAACAUAAUCCAUAGACGAUUCGUAAGCGCGUUAUCAACUGUAUGAUUGUGUAUUCUUUACUUUGGAUAUGUGUAUGUGUAUUUUUAUCAAGGAAAUGUGUAUCAUUAUUUUUAAAUAUACAGAAUAUCUUUAAA